GACUUCUCACUCUUCUUAUACUCAACCUAGACCCUUAUCCUGAGCUUCUCAUGCUAUGGCUCGAGGACGUGGUUCAUUCGGAUUAUCGGCGGUUCGUGGAGGAAACACAAGGUUUCGCGGUGGAUUUCGUGGACGCGGUGGUCGUGGACGAGGAGGAUUCUCCAAAAGAAGUGAUGGGCUCAGACGCGAAGAGGAUGGGACACAUCUCGCUGAAAGAUUUGAGAGGGUCAAACUGAAUGACGAAAUUGACGAAAAACUUGGCUUUCCAGGCGUGCAAGAAGGCGUGGUACGAGAAGGGUGGUUGGUUAAUAUGCACCCGACAACAAUAAAAGACCCAGACUGGCCUGGGGGUAAAUCAGCAGUAGAAUACUAUUUUAUUCAAGAUGACGGUUCCAUGUUCAAGUCUGCCUUCGUGUAUGAGCCGUACUUCCAGAUCGCGUGCAAACCAGGCAUGGAGAACAUCAUUGAAGAGUGGCUGAAUAAAAAGUAUGAAAGUCUCAUCGUCCGCAUUUCUCGGGAAAGGAAGGAAGACCUCAAACUACCUAACCAUCUCAUGGGCCAUCGCCGUCUCUAUCUUCAACUAUGCUUCCGGAAUAUCACCGAUCUGCUCACGGUGCGUCGCGAUAUAAUGCCUCUCGCACUUGCGAACAGUGCCAAGCGGAAUGCAGUGGACGCCUAUGCAGAAGUAGUGAACGCAACGAGCGGUGCGGCGAGUAUGGAUAUAUCUAUUGACGAUGAAUCAUUAUGGUCGGGAAUGAGGACGGCAGUUUCAGCUCAUACAGUAGCCUCACGCGAGGACCCUCGCGAAGGAAUCGUCGACAUCCGGGAGUACGAUGUCCCGUAUUAUCUACGAGUCGCUAUCGACAACGACAUUCGGGUGGGGCUCUGGUAUGCAGUGACUUUCACUGCUGGGCAACCAACGUUCAGGCACCUUCCAGAUCGUGUUAAGCGUGCUGACCCCGUUGUGAUGGCGUUCGACAUUGAAACCACCAAGGCUCCUCUCAAAUUUCCUGAUCAAUCCAUUGACCAGGUUAUGAUGAUCUCGUACAUGGUUGACGGACAAGGCUACCUCGUUACCAAUCGGGAGAUAGUUAGCGAGGAUAUAGAGGACUUCGAAUAUACACCAAAGGAGGGUUACGAAGGCCCAUUUAUGAUCUUCAAUGAACCUGAUGAGGCCGCAACCAUAAAACGAUUCUUCACCCAUAUCCAAGAGGUCAAACCGACCGUUAUUGCGACGUUCAACGGAGAUUUCUUUGAUUUCCCUUUCCUGGACGCACGCGCGAAGGUCAAUGGGAUCGAUAUGUUUUUUGAGACAGGAUUCUCGAUAGAUUCUGAAGAUGAAUACAAAUCCCGAACAUGCGUUCAUAUGGACUGCUUCCGCUGGGUGAAGCGAGAUUCGUAUCUUCCUCAAGGGAGUCAAGGUUUGAAGGCGGUCACUACCGCGAAGCUAGGAUAUAACCCCAUCGAACUUGAUCCUGAGCUCAUGACACCGUAUGCGAUGGAGCAACCUCAAGUUCUUGCACAGUAUUCCGUUUCCGAUGCUGUUGCUACGUACUAUCUCUACAUGAAAUAUGUCCACCCGUUCAUAUUUUCCCUCUGCAACAUCAUCCCUCUCAAUCCCGAUGAGGUUCUCCGGAAGGGAAGUGGAACGCUUUGCGAGACGUUGUUAAUGGUGGAAGCCUACAAAGGUCAUAUCAUCAUGCCCAAUAAGCAUGAGGAAGAGCAUGGCAAUUUCUAUGAUGGCCAUCUCUUGGCCUCGGAAACCUACGUGGGAGGACAUGUUGAGGCCCUGGAAGCUGGUGUCUUCAGGAGUGAUAUUCCUACGGACUUCAAGAUAACUCCAUCAGCGGUUGAGAAGUUGAUCGGUGACUUGGAUGCCGCAUUAACCUUCUGUAUCGUCGAAGAGUCCAAAGCGUCUUUGGACGAUGUCACCAACUACGACCAAGUCAAGUCGGAUAUCCGGGCUGCUCUUGAGACACUACGCGACAACCCGAAACGAACCGACAACCCGCUUAUUUAUCAUCUCGAUGUCGCUGCUAUGUAUCCCAACAUCAUGUUAUCGAAUCGUCUGCAGCCUGACUCGAUGGUCGACGAGUCUGUCUGUGCAGUCUGUGACUACAAUCGCCCAGGUAAAACUUGCGAUCGACGAUUGGAAUGGGCCUGGAGAGGAGAAUUCUUCCCAGCUCAUCGUGACGAGUAUAAUAUGAUUCGACACGCUUUGAAUCAAGAGUCUUUCCCGCCGAAACGGCCUGGCGGUCCAGAACGACGAUAUACCGACCUCACACCUGCUGAACAGACGGCGUUGAUGCACAAACGACUGGGUGACUAUUCUCGGAAGGUUUACAAAAAGACGAAAGACACGAAAGUGGAGAGAAGGGAGUCGAUUGUAUGCCAACGGGAGAAUCCCUUCUAUGUCGAUACUGUGCGCCGUUUUCGUGACCGCAGAUACGAGUACAAGGGCCUACUCAAGACUUGGAAGAAAAACUUGGAUAACGUGGUCAGCGAAGGUCGCUCAAUAGCGGAAAUUGACGAAGCCAAGAAGAUGGUUGUCAUCUACGACUCGCUUCAGCUUGCACACAAAUGUAUUCUCAACUCCUUUUAUGGAUACGUGAUGCGAAAGGGCGCUCGCUGGCAUUCGAUGGAGAUGGCAGGGAUCACCUGUCUGACUGGUGCUACUAUCAUCCAGAUGGCACGGGCACUCGUUGAGCAAAUCGGCCGUCCCCUUGAGUUGGACACAGAUGGCAUAUGGUGCAUGCUCCCUGGAAUAUUUCCGGAGAACUACAAGUUCGAGCUUAGGAAUGGCAAGGCUAUUGGAUUUUCCUACCCUUGCACAAUGCUCAAUCACCUCGUCCACGACCAGUUCACCAAUCAUCAAUACCAUGAUCUUGAUCCUGAAACACGCCUUUACGAAGUCCACAGUGAGAAUUCAAUUUUCUUCGAGCUCGAUGGCCCAUACAAAGCCAUGAUUCUGCCUUCAUCAAAAGAGGAAGACAAACUGUUGAAGAAACGUUAUGCCGUCUUCAAUGAUGACGGUUCUCUAGCCGAAUUGAAAGGUUUUGAGGUGAAGCGUCGGGGCGAGCUGCAGCUCAUCAAGAUCUUUCAGUCGCAACUAUUCGAGAAGUUCCUUCUCGGAACCACGACAGAGGAGUGUUAUGCUGCUGUUGCAGAAGUGGCUGAUCAGUGGCUCGAUGUACUGUUUAGUAAAGCCAUUGACCUUUCGGAUGAGGAGCUUGUCGAUCUCAUCGCUGAAAAUCGAAGCAUGUCAAAAACAUUGGCGGAAUAUGGAGGACAGAAAUCGACAUCGAUAAGCACGGCUCGGCGUCUGGCUGAGUUUCUCGGAAACCAAAUGGUCAAGGACAAAGGUCUCGCAUGCAAAUUCAUUAUUUCAGCGCGACCGAUUGGUGCUCCUGUUACUGAGCGCGCAGUUCCUGUUGCGAUAUUUUCUGCUGAAGAGAGCAUCAAGCGAAGCUAUCUCCGGAAAUGGCUGAAGGACAACAGUCUUGUUGACUUUGAUCUCCGGUCUAUCUUGGAUUGGCAGUACUACAUAGAGCGUCUUGGCUCAGUCAUCCAAAAACUGAUUACCAUCCCCGCUGCGAUGCAGAAGGUUGCGAACCCUGUACCUCGAAUCCACCAUCCCGACUGGUUACACAGGCGUGUUGCCAACGCCGUGGACAAAUUCAAGCAAAACAAACUAACAGACUUUUUCAAACCCGCUGGCAUGCUAGAUGGCUCUGAAGACCAUAUCCAUGAUAUCGAAGAUGACACUGGUACUUCCCAUUUGCCUAGAGUUCGACUCGCACCGCUUGAGCGAAAGUUUAUUCGCCAAUCAACGCCAGAACCAGAAGAGGAUGAGGCCCUUACGAAACCUCCCCCGGAUCCAUACAUCAAUUACUCUGCAUGGAUCAAAGCCAUGAGACCGCGAUGGAGAUUAAGGCAGCAGGGCGAACGCACGUCAGCGGUUGUACCUGCUAUGUUUAACAAUGUGAAAGUCCGCACCAAUAAGAGGUGGGAUAUCGUCCAGCUUCGCCCUAGCAGCACUCCAGGUCGCUAUAUCCUAUGGUUAUCCGUGGAUUCCGAAUUGAUACCUGUUCCCUUACGUAUCCCAAGGGAGUUCUACAUCCACAUGCGUCAACCAAAGGAAAGCAUGUUUCGACCGGAAUUCUAUUCCUUUGAGCAAGUUUCCCGCAGUCUGCCUCGGGAGCUACCUUGCUUAAACUUGUACAAAAUUACGGUUCGCGAAGACAUCUAUCAAGAGAUGCGAGAACAUUUCAUUGACCUCGCUAGCGAUCCAAAUGUUGACGGAGUGUUCGAAUUACAGAUACCACUGGUUGUUCGGGCGCUUAUGAAACUCGGGCGCACUUGUGAAACUCGGGAUAUCACGAUGUCUCUAAAUCGGGCGCAGAACGUCGGUUUUGAUUUACGACAACUUGAUAGCCCAAUGACAUCCGCAACCCCACGCCAGUAUCUCAGUGGUGGCAAGGGCGGGCACUACGUUUUCUUGUAUCAUGCGUUUUCGGCGGCCUCACCGCUCCACGUGUUUGCCCUUUUUUUCCCAACUGGGGCAGUCAAGCUUCACAUCGUUGAUCCCAACACUCGAAGGCAACCUAUACCUCGCCUCUCGGAGACUUACAUUGAUUUGCGAAAUCACCAACAGCAGAGUUACGGAAAAAGUCGAAGUAUUAACUACCCCGAAUCGCGAGAAUUCAAUACCACAUAUCACUCUACGGAAACGACAGCUUUGAAGGCUGUAUCUCGAGAACUGGGUUUACACGAAAACAAAUCCUGUACCGUUGUCCUUUCUUCUAGCAAAGACGACUCCUAUUUCGAUAUCCAUCUACCCAAGCUUGCCAAUUUCCCUGUCCUCUCAUUGUCGAAAGCAAAAUCAGCCCAUACCUUAGAUGUUUUUCCGUGGCAGUCACACGUAGCACGAAAAAUGCUUGCCCGCUAUCUCUCGCUUGGGUCAUGGCUGGAUAGGUUGCAUGCGCUAGCCGAAUACUUCGAUAUCCCCAUUGGACAUAUAGAAGGCGACCAACCUCUGUUGACAUCUGAUAUCACAUUUGCCCGCCGACUUGUCCAACAGGAUAUGGUAUUAUGGUGGUCCCCCAGCGAUCGCCCCGAUUUAGGUGGACUCGAGGAUGACAGGCGUCACAUGGAAGAUCUCCCUAACACUGAAUUUGUGGUACCCGGGGUGUAUCCCAACGUCUGCCUUGAAAUAACGAUUCGAAAUCUAGCCGUUAAUUCCGUGAUUCAUUCAGUGGUAGUGAAUGAGUUGGAAGGAAGUGGCGGAACUACGGCAUUUGACUCCGUCUCAAAGACAAUCAAUGAGUAUGCAGACGGAGGGGGACAACGUGAUCUCACACUUGGAGAAUCAAACGUUUCCUCGCAUACAUUCAGUAUCCUGAAGAACAUGGUCAAGACAUGGCUUCUGGACCGGAUUCAGAGUAAUGAACAAAGUCCGGCCACCCUGUCGAUUGAUCACUUCUGGCGUUGGGUUAGUUCGAGUACCUCUAACAUGUACGACACCAGCAUCCACCGGUUUGUCCAUGCCCUCAUGCGCAAAACGUUUAUUCAACUGCUUGCCGAGUUCAAACGCUUAGGAUCUCAAGUCAUUUAUGGGGACUUGAGCAAGAUAUUGCUCGCUACGUCCAAACCGCCAGGCACUGCACAUGCUUAUGCGACCUACAUCAACACCGCUGUCACCUCACACGAAUUGUUCCAGCAUGUGUAUCUACGCACAGAGCGAUUCUAUGAUUACUUGGUCUUUAUGGACCAAGCGAAUAUGGGCGGAAUUUUAUGUGAGGAUCCGCUUGCACUCGAGCCGCCUAAUGAACUGUCUGUUGAAAUGCAUUGGAACAUUUCCGAGUUCCUUCCUCCAGCAACCCAGAAAUACUUCCAUUCCGUGGUGCAAUACUUCAUCGUCGAACUUUUCCUCCUCCGUCAAAAAGCCAACGAGACUGUGAGGUUACCUCUACGAGCGCUUGGAAACGUGGGUCUCCCUGAAGCUACACAGCAGGAUCUACAUCAAAAGAGCGAAAUGGACACUAUAAGAGAGUUUAUCUCGCGUAAGCUUACACGCAAGAUGCUCAAGACUGUCGGAAACAUUGUUGACCGCCAUCGGGAAGCUACGAUGAUGAACGACUCGGAAGAUUUACAUGGCGAAUUCGAGUUCCCUGUGCUUCCAGGUUCACACCUUCACUUAACAAGCCCUCCUUUGGAGUUUGUGAAGUUUACCUGCGCUGUUUUCCACUUGGCCACCGAGUAUCAGGUUGAGGUUGGUCUCCUUAAGCGGAAUGCUUUGGACUUCGUCGGAGUCCGAGAAUUUGCAGACGCGGCCAAGUUCCGUAACCCAUGUGAGCCACUGAAACUAGCCAAUGUCCCCUGCAAGAAUUGCGACGCUCUCAAGGACUUUGAUUUUUGUCGUGAUUCGGACCUUUUCCCUGUGAGCUCUCUGGAUGGCCACAGGGCCAGAUGGACUUGUUCGAGCUGCUCAGGAGAGUACGACCGCGUCGCUAUCGAGAUGACUUUGAUAGGGAUGGUGUAUAAUCUGGAGCGGACAUUUGCACAACAGGACCUGCGAUGUGCCAAAUGUAAGCAAGUGAGGUCGGAUAACGUGUCGAGAUGGUGCCAUUGCUCAGGAGCGUAUCAGUUGACUUUGAGUAAGGCAGAUGUUAAGAGAAGGCUUAAAACAAUUGUCAAUGUGGCUAUCGUACAUGGAUUAGGGCGAUUGAAGGAUUGCGCCCAGGCCAUGCUGGCAGACUGGUAACAACUCAUUCGCAUCAGAUACCCUGUUUUACGUUAGCAACUACUAUUUGGAGUUGAAGGAACUUGUAAAUCGUAUAUCAAGAAUUCAA
Molecule: messenger RNA, 6851 nt
Organism: Marasmius oreades (fairy-ring Marasmius)
Lineage: Eukaryota; Fungi; Basidiomycota; Agaricomycetes; Agaricales; Marasmiaceae
Exons: 9
Coding region: 56-6763 (2235 amino acids)
Biological process (GO): base-excision repair, gap-filling; mitotic cell cycle; DNA replication
Cellular component (GO): nucleus; epsilon DNA polymerase complex
Molecular function (GO): single-stranded DNA 3'-5' DNA exonuclease activity; zinc ion binding; nucleotide binding
Source: RefSeq, a predicted model, not a curated record